AGAGAGUUUGAUUUGGGUGUUGCCGUGUUGAUGGAUGAACCUUACGAAACGAGAACAAUGUAGCAGAGAGAGAGAGAGAAAAGAGAGGCAGAGAAUGAGCAAAGAAAACUUUGGCAUUGUGAAGGUCUGGGAAGCAACAGUACGCAAAUCACAAGCUAUUACCAAGAAAAGAACAACAAUGUCUGUAGCACAUGCUGACGACGACGAGCCAGGUCCAGGGCAAGUCUACGACGAGAGAGUCCUCUCCAAUGGCGACUUCUACACCGGCCAGUGGGUUGAAAAUGUCCCAAACGGCUAUGGCAAGUACCUUUGGACAGAUGGGUGCAUGUAUGUCGGUGAAUGGCACAGAGGCAGGACUGCCGGGAAGGGAAAGUUCAGCUGGCCCUCCGGCGCCACCUAUGAGGGUGAGUUCAAGAGUGGCUACAUGGAUGGGAAAGGGACUUAUACGAGCUGUUCUGGAGACACAUAUAAAGGCUCUUGGGUGAUGAACUUGAAGCAUGGACAAGGGACUAAUAGCUUUUCCAAUGGAGAUUACUAUGAGGGUGAAUGGAGGCGUGGAUUGCAGAAUGGGCAUGGCAGGUACCAGUGGAAGAAUGGGAAUCAUUAUAUUGGGCAGUGGAGAAGUGGGUGUAUGAAUGGGAAUGGAACAUUGAUUUGGAGCAAUGGGAAUAGAUAUGAUGGGUUUUGGGAAGAUGGGCUUCCUCAAGGGAAUGGAACUUUUAGGUGGGAAGAUGGGAGUUUCUAUGUGGGUUUGUGGUGUAAGGAUGGUAAAGAGCAGAAUGGUACUUAUUACCCAUCUGCGAAUUCCGAUGGGAACUUGGAUUGGGAUCCUCAGGAGGUUUUUGCAGUGGAUUUGAAUGAUUGUAAAGUUUGUCCAGGGGAGAAAGUUUUGAUUUUUCCUUCUCAGAAGAUGUUUAAUUGGCCAGGGACGGAGGGGAUAGGUAGAAAAGGAUAUGAUGGGCAUGUGAGGCCUAAGAGGACGUCCACGGAUGGGAAAGUGAGUAAUUAUAGCUGGGAGAAUGGUGAGGAUGGUAGUUUCAAUGGACUUGAGGGAUUGGGGAAUCUUCAGCUUGAGGGGUCGGUUAACAAAGGGAAUGGAACACAGCAGCUCAGACUAAAGCCAGCGAAGAAACAGGGGUUGACAAUAUCGAAAGGGCAUAAGAACUAUGAGCUCAUGCUCAAUCUGCAGUUGGGGAUCAGACAUUCUGUUGGAAGGCCUGCUCCAAUGACAACCCUUGAUUUGAAGUCUUCGGCUUUUGAUCCAAAGGAAAAAGUAUGGACAAAAUUUCCACCAGAAGGAUCCAAGUACACCCCCCCUCAUCAGUCAAGUGACUUCAGGUGGAAGGACUACUGCCCAGUUGUUUUCAGGACUCUCAGGAAAUUGUUCAAGGUGGAUCCAGCAGAUUACAUGAUAUCGAUAUGUGGGAAUGAUGCUCUUCGGGAACUCUCAUCCCCUGGAAAAAGCGGAAGCUUUUUUUACUUGACCAACGAUGACCGAUACAUGAUAAAAACCAUGAAGAAGGCAGAAGUAAAAGUGCUCCUACGGAUGCUCCCAGCCUACUACAAUCAUGUUCGGGCCUUUGAGAACACUCUAGUCACGAAGUUUUAUGGUCUUCAUUGUGUCAAACUGACAGGGGCUACCCAGAAGAAGGUUCGAUUUGUCAUAAUGGGGAAUCUGUUCUGUUCUGAGUAUGCAAUUCACAGGCGGUUUGACUUGAAAGGUUCUUCCCACGGUCGUACAACUGAUAAACCUGAGGCAGAAAUUGAUCCAACAACAACCCUUAAGGACCUUGAUCUCAAUUAUAUAUUCAGGUUGCCGAAAGUUAGGUUCCAGGAGUUCUGCAGGCAAGUGGACAGGGAUUGUGACUUUCUUGAACAGGAGAGGAUUAUGGACUACAGUUUAUUGGUUGGUCUUCACUUUCGAGAAACUUCAUUUAGAGAAAAUGGAGACUCUGACAAAGAAGGGGCCCCUCGCCUUUCCAGCACAGACAUGGAUCAGCUUCUUUUUGAUCCCAUCCGGCGGGCGUCCGUUAAAUUAGGUAUAAACAUGUCAGCACGGGCAGAACGGACAGUGAGAAGAAGUGACUGGGAUCCUCAGCUGGUUGGAGAACCAACAGGAGAGUUGUUUGAAGUUUCCAUUUUCUUUGGUAUAAUUGACAUACUACAAGACUAUGACAUUAGCAAAAAGCUUGAGCAUGCAUACAAAUCAAUCCAAUAUGACCCAACUUCAAUCUCUGCUGUUGAUCCGAAGCAAUACUCGAAACGGUUUCGUGAUUUCAUCUUCAGAGUUUUUCUAGAAGACACUUGAAGCUAUAGAUUGAUCCACAUUUUCAACUUUCAGCUGGUGGCCAUCCAUGUAUAGUUGGUCUCGAAGGAAAUGACUUUAGUUAACAGCAAAAGGUGAUUAUUUUGACCAUUGGCUUGGUCAUUGGAGGGCUUUUUUGUGGCUGCCAGACAUACAUGCCUUGCAAAUUCUGCAGUGCACCUUUCCCCUCAACAUCUUAUUUUAAUUUGUAGUUACAAAAGUAUGAUAUGUUCUAGUAAAGGUAUAGAUUAAAGUUGUAACCAGAGCUCUUCAGCCUCUUCCAAUUGUAUAUGAUUAACAAAAGGUGAAUCUAUAUUGGAAUUGAUUCUUUUUGUAUCCAAUUUUCCCAGAAGGUGGGGAGUUCCUGGGAAUUCGGCAUAUUGAAUAAAAAUGUACAGGAGUUCAAA
Molecule: messenger RNA, 2712 nt
Organism: Corylus avellana
Lineage: Eukaryota; Viridiplantae; Streptophyta; Magnoliopsida; Fagales; Betulaceae
Gene: PIP5K6
Product: Phosphatidylinositol-4-phosphate 5-kinase family protein
Biological process (GO): phosphatidylinositol phosphate biosynthetic process
Cellular component (GO): plasma membrane
Molecular function (GO): 1-phosphatidylinositol-4-phosphate 5-kinase activity; ATP binding
Source: RefSeq, a predicted model, not a curated record